CCAGGUGCAGUAACAGCAGGAUCCGAGGACCAUUGUCCGUCCCGGUCCCGGAGGGUGACAACACGGGACCUGUUUCAGGACAGGACUGAACGCAACUAACAAAGUACCGGGCUCCCGAGAACAUUUCCUCCGAGAACAGGGAAAACUGGAUAUUUAAAGGGCAAAGAAACCGUCUAAUAUGUGUUUUUAAAGGACAGGUCCCGAUCUGAAACAUUCAUAUUCGACUGUUUACUUCUUGCAGCUGCUGCUGAAGGAAUCGGUCAAGUGUGCUGAACUUUGGACUUUGCAACUUUGCUGCUCUGGUUAAAUUCAGCUGCACUAUUUUGGGCAUUAUUAUCACGAGACGCGGUUAUUAGCUCACCGGAUCUGGACAUGAUCGCAGUAAAAUUAAUGUCAAGCUUUCCCGUGGUAAACGCAGUUUCCUGAUAAUGGUCAUUGCUGGUUCUUUUUUUUGAAGUGCACGUUGGAGGUUACUAAUUAAGGAGCGAUUUUGAUUUAAAUUAAAUGCGUGCGCUCUCGUGGGCAACUCCCGCUUCUGUUAAGAGCUCAGUCCGCGAAGGAAGGUGACACUCGCUGCCAGCGGAGUAAAAAAGAAAACGAGUGAAGCUGUGUGCACUCACGGGAACAUUUUGCUUACUUUUAUGUAGAAAUUGUAACUGUAUCACGGAUGGAGCUGUUUGGCAGUUAGCAGAUGCGCUCUUGAAGAUUGCUGCAGACUGUAGGGACUAGUUUACUAAAGUUUGGGUUCUUUUUACGGCACAAACCAGCGAAUAAAACACGACUGAGAGAUCUUAUUUAACCCUUGGGAUCGAACUACAACGAAGGAGGUCCCCUCGAGCCCGCACCAUGGCCACUAGCUCGCGGGACAGCUGCUUCUGGUUGCUCUGGAGACGCACCCUCCUCGCGCUUUGGCUGUGCGCUGUAGGAGCGCGUGCAGCGGAAGAGAGCGCGUUUAACACAGAGGCAUGGCUGAGGAUGUACGGUUACCUGCCCCAGGCUAGCAGACAGAUGUCGACCAUGCGAUCAGCUCAGAUCCUGUCCGACGCUAUCAGCGACAUGCAGCGAUUCUACGAUUUGGAGGUCACUGGACAGAUCGACGCUCAAACUCUAAGUGCUAUGAAGAGACCCCGCUGCGGUGUGCCUGACAAGUUUGGAGGCCAGAUCAAAACCAACGUUCGGCGGAAACGUUAUGCCCUCACUGGACAUAAAUGGAACAAAAAGCACCUCACUUACAGUAUUCAGAACUACACUCCAAAAAUUGGAGAGUAUAACUCGUUUGAGGCCAUCAGGCGGGCCUUUAAAGUCUGGGAGAGGGUCACCCCACUGAGCUUUGACGAAAUCCCCUACCAGGACAUCAAAUAUGGACGCCGUAAGGAGCCCGACAUCAUGAUCUUCUUCGCUUCAGGUUUUCAUGGAGACAGCUCUCCUUUUGAUGGGGAGGGGGGCUUUCUGGCUCAUGCCUACUUCCCUGGACCUGGAAUGGGUGGAGACACGCAUUUUGACUCUGAUGAACCAUGGACCAUAGGGAACCAUAAUGUACAAGGUAAUGACCUCUUCCUGGUAGCAGUCCACGAGCUGGGACACGCCCUGGGCUUAGAACAUUCCAACAAUCCUCUAGCCAUCAUGGCUCCCUUCUACCAGUGGAUGGAAACGGAGAACUUCCAGUUGCCAGAGGAUGACCGGCGGGGGAUACAACAGAUCUAUGGUCCUCCUGACAGCAGUCCCACCCAGGCCUUGCCUACAGUGGCACCACGUCGCCCAGAGCCCAGACCACCUCAAACACCUCCUCGGCAACCUGAUAGGCCCAGGACCACCGAAAGACCAGAUCAUUAUGGACCCAAUAUCUGUGAGGGAAACUUUGACACUGUUGCUAUGCUCCGAGGAGAGAUGUUUGUCUUCAAGGGCCGCUGGUUCUGGCGUGUGCGUAGGAACAGGGUUCUGGAUAACUACCCCAUGCCAAUCGGUCACUUUUGGAGGGGUCUCCCUGGCGACAUUGAUGCUGCAUAUGAGAGACAUGAUGGCAGGUUCGUCUUCUUUAAAGGAAACAGAUUCUGGCUUUUCAGAGAGGCUAACCUGGAACCAGGCUACCCACUUGAGCUAGUCGAUUAUGGUAUAGAUAUUCCCUACGACCGAAUAGAUACAGCCAUCUGGUGGGAGCCAUCCGGCUACACUUACUUCUUUCAAGGAGACAGGUACUGGCGCUUCAACGAGCAGUCUCGCUCAGCUGACAGAGGCUACCCGAAGUCAAUCAGUGUCUGGGGAACGUCAGUGCCCUCUAAUCCCAAGGGGGCCUUCCUCAGCGAUGAUGGAGCAUACACCUACUUCUAUAAGGGUUCCAAGUACUGGAAGUUUGACAACCACCGUAUGAAAAGCGAACCGGGCUAUCCAAAAUCCAUCCUGAGAGAUUUCAUGGGCUGCAGCGUGGACCUGGAUCCCGACAGAGACACGGACACAGACUCGGGCCGCAAAUACCCAGACGUAAGCCGCCCGCCAUUUAACCCCGACGCAGGACGUGACGGCGACAAGGGCAAAGACCGGGACGGAACAGAUCGCGGGGGAACGGACAAAGACAAAGGCUCAGACGGUGACAAAGAUCAAGACUCUCGCGAGGGACGUGAGGAGAAGACCAAUGAGGUGGAUGUGGUACUGAAGGUGGACGACAGCCAAGAGCGGACCAUGAGCAUCCUGAUGGUAACCAUCCCACUGGUCCUGGUGCUGUGCAUCCUGGGACUGAUCUAUGCCAUCAUCAACACGCUGCAGAGCAAAGGGGCACCACGCCUGCUGGUGCACUGCAAACGCUCACUUCAGGACUGGGUCUGACCCCUGAUGUUAGGUCUUUGAACGCUGAACUUGAUUUAAACCUUAGAUGCCCCCUCCUCCUCUAAUCUAGCCCUCUUCCCAGUGAUCCAUCUGUCUCCAGUCUCUGUGCUCAGUGGCUCCUGCAGCUCUGUGGUAGUAGAUCCAUGCAAAUACUGUAAUGAUACAUACACACAAACUAGACGCGAGCGUAACUUAUGUCUUACAUUUUCAAACACACACACAGACACACACCUCUCUAACCUCCUCCUGUCUCCCAUGGUGCUCUACAAUGCAGUGACUGUAGUCUAUUUAUAUGAGAGAAGUUUGCACAUAGUUUUGUUCUUUUUGUUUUGGUUCAUUUUAUGUGACUUUUUUGUUGUUGUUGUUAUUAUUACUUCUAAAGCAGGAAGGCCGGUCUAUUCUCUCUCACAUCUCUGCUCCGCCCUCCUCCUUCCCCUAAUCUCCGUAGGGGCUUUUUCCUCGCUAAUAACCUGACAUCAGCUUAUACUAUCUCAGUUGCCACAAAAGGAAGAAAUUUAAAGCAUUAAAAAGAUUUGUAGACAGGCCACAGUGCUUCAAGUGGGGUCCAGAAGGGUUCUUUCCUUCCUCUCAUCAGCUCCGUGUUUCUUGUCUUUCCUUUUCUCUGCAGGAGAAUCUGUGAAGAGGUGUUUUGGGACCUGCAACGAGCUCAGAUAUUAUUCUCUUUGACUCUUGUUGAUGGUGAUUAGGGUGUGAUUGUAAGUCUGAAGGUUAAUUCAGAGUUCAGAUUGUUAGUCAGAGGAGGGCAGGUUUGUUUUUAAACCAUUAAAUCUUAUUGUUGCAGUCUCUCCUAUUUAUGUUAAUAAUAACUCUGUAUUCACUGUGAGAUCUGAGAAGGUUACAUGUAUAUCAGUCAAACAGGGUUUAAACAAACAAGAUAAUAAAGCCAGAGCUGUGCGGCUAUUACAUACUUUUAAUUUCUUGUAACCUUCUGGUGAACAUAUUAUUUAUUUAGACAAUGCAAAGUAGUGAAAAAAGACAUUUUGCUAGGUAUAUGAUACAGUAGCCUAAGACUGACAAUUGGCUGUUUAACUUCAUUGACAAACAAAUCGAUGCACUCUGCAGACACACGGUGUUACUCUGUCUAUGUCUAUAUCCACUUUUGUCUCCGGAAAAGAUUUAGUUUUCCAGUCCGGCAGCUAUAAAAGCUUUUAAGCUUUUCAACCUCACUCAUGUUUUUUAUGCCAGUAGACAGAAUUAACUAGCAACACAGUCACAUAAUUCCAUAGAUGAUUCUAGAUAGAAACACUGGCACUGCAAAUAAAUUAACCCUUUAAGGUCAGAUGACUAAUGCCUUCCAUAUCUUGUGUUCACACUGAUGGACAGUAGGUCUGCCUUCUUUCUUUCCCUUAUUUGGAAGCUUGUCUUGUUAAAGAGCUCUCUGGCUGAAAGGAUAAAUAGACUAUAAAGGGGACCUCUUCCUUUAGUUCUCAACUGUGGGGCUAAUUCUCAGAGAUCCUCUUUUAUGUCAAAAAUAAGACCUGUCCUUUGUGCCGUGAAGGAGACGGACUAAUAGUUAAUGAACAAAGUCAGCUCACUGUGAAAUAACACAGGAGGGAGAGCAUCUGGGUGUGCGAGAGACAUAAAAGGGGGAAACAAAGCUAAGGCUGUUACAGAGCAUUCACGGAGUGCAGCUCGUCUACCAUGCAGUACAUAAUGCAUCUUUUACUGCUAGUAUUUUUUAAAGAGACUUCUGGGAUGAUAUGCAGUCUUACUGUAAGCACCAGGGUGGGCUCAGGCCAUGAGGGCUUAUGUGAACACAGACUAAUCCUCCUCAUCAAAUAACAGCAGGUGUGCGCAAAUGCCGUUAACCUCUAAACUAAACUUUGACCUUACUGAGUCAAAACAGUCGGCUUUCGUUUCAUCUCUCAAGAAGGCAUGCACAGAAAAUUGCCUCUUUAUUACACGGAGUUCUCAGUGCAUUCAGACACACACUGGAAAAUUGGUGUAAAACGGUGACUACGCUGAUAAAGAGUCAUGAAAGGCUAAAACCAGGUGUGGUGACCUUUUACAGUCAACAUUUUUCUUAAUGGCAGCAAUUUAUCUCAUCGUGAUGAGUUUAUGCCUGAAGAUAAGGCAUAAAAUGAGUGUGUGAGUGAAAGUGUUUAGAAGUUUGAUUUCAGACAUAAAUUGGAGGAAGGUUUAUCUGAAGUAGCAUUUAGAACUAAGCUGCCACUCUGACCUGGGGGGUGGGGGGUUGGCUCAGCUCACCCAGCUCAGGUUACACAAAUGGGGAGGGUAUCGAGAGUCUGAAUUUCUUGCAGCUGAGAAAAGGAAAGGGGGAAGGAGGACUGAGGGAACACGCCUGACCUCGGCUCCCUGAGCUUGCAAAGUUUAGAUCUCAGGAAUAAGGAAGGGUGGGAAGAAGGAGGAGACAAAGAGAAGAGGGAGAGAGAGUUGGCAACAACCCAUGUGACCCAGAUUCCCUUGCAAGUUCAGCAGCAGUGCUGGCCAAAGAGGAAACUUUCGCUUAGAGUAGGUGACAGGCCUCGUUUAAGAAAGCUUGUCAAAGUGUUUCACUUGUAGUUUUGUAUAAGCACAUGCAUGCUUUAGAGCCUCCUUAUUGGCAGCAUUCAUACUUAUUUUCCAUGGAUCCAGUGCUCAUGUCAGUGCAGGUGCAAAGCCAUUUCUGCCUCGGUGCCUUUUAAUAAAGCCCACAUUUCCACAUGCGAAGAAUCAAAUAUUCUAAAAGAUUUUGAAUAGUAGUUGGGGUCAUUUCUGUGUUGCGGAUAUUAUGGCAGACAGUCAUGGGAGAAUUUUUCUGUAGAGCAUUGUCAUAUCCAAAACAAUGUUUGGUGCCAGCUUUUUGCAGUUCUUGUCAUUUUUUGGCUGAAAUACAUUAAACUUCUAAACUGGACACCAGCACUCUGUCCAUGGAUAAAGGUGUAAGUGCAUUGGCCUAACCUGAUACUGCUGUUCUGCUAGGCCUCCCACUAAGAGAAGAUAGGGCAAAGUGAGACACCUAAGUAGUCAGACCUGAAGUUAACAGGAUACCCAUACUGAAAGGAGGAAAAGGAAGAGCAAACUCAGCCGUCACCAGAAGUCUGGAGAUUGAUCUGAGGCAGGUCGAUAGCAGUUGCCAGGAAACGGUGUCCCGUGUCCAUCCCUCAUCUCCUCAUCAUGAAGCUUUUGUGGGGAAGGAGGGGUUGGCGGACGCAGCUAAUCAGCUUUAAAAGCACUCCCUCCCCCUCUCCUCUACUGUCCUGCUCUUCCAUUUGGUCCUUCAGGCACAUCAAUGAGCAUUCAGACAGCCCAGCGUCUGGACAGGCUCAGAAAGUGCCUACUCAUUGCGCUAGACACCCAGUUGUUUAUGGAGUUCUUCUUUAUUAAGCCUCCUAUUCUCCUCUAUAACCUCCAAACAGAGAGCCCACAGGGAGUUAACCACUUCAAAGCUAAAGUAACCACUUCAAAAGUCUGAAAGAGAGGUCCAGUGCACCUGAGUUUGCCUCACGCAGAAACACAGUUUUGGUGAUUCAGCAGUUUGAGCGAUUUUCUGUGAGGGGACACUGGCGGGUUUAAUACAGUUUAUUUGUCUCAGGACACCAAGCAGAAGAGAAGUAUUGAAAGGUUAGGAAAGAGAUCUGUAAGAUUGAUUGAUGCCUGUUUGUGUGCAUGUAGAGGUGUUGAGUUAAUCAGCCCUCCUCUCUAUAAGCUAGGCCUGUGUUCUGACUGUAAAUCUCCCACACGCCACGUCUCUCCACGCUCGGCCCAGCCCUCAAAGCCCGAGGGGAUCAUAAUAAAAACAAUGGCCUUCUCUCUCACUCUCUUUGUCCUCCCCCUAUUUUCUGUCUCUCUAAUACAUACACACUAACACAUUAUUGUCACACACAACAAAGCUUGCUAGUAGAUCCACCUACUUGUUCAGCAACUUUUAACACGAUUUGCUUUGAUUUUUGUUGAUGUCACAUUCAGAUUCAAAGCUUGCAAAAGCUGAAGUUCAUUUUGAAGUGCAUACCCUUAAUGCAAAUUUUAGGUAAGGUUAGGAUAUGCUGAUCUCAAUCUGAGCUUUCAUCUCUCUCAGGAUGUGUUUCUGUAAAGACUGCACGUUAAGCAUUUCUCAUUCAACCCUGAUGUUUUGUUCUUUUUAAUGAACAUCUGUUAAAAUCUCCACAAUCGGUCUGAAGCCAGGUUGUAUUGUAGCCGUGUCUUCUCUCUCCACACAGUGUGCUUUUUAGCUUGCAGCUUCCCACUGUCACAGUGUAUCUCUGCACUGCCUAAUCACUGCAAGCUUCAAAAAGUCGUUGCAUCAGCCCUGUGCAAAACCCAAACUCUAGGAGGAAAAACAGAUUAAUAAAUAACGAACUAAAAAAGAUUAAAACAA
Pundamilia nyererei is the source of this 7159-nucleotide messenger RNA. It is a transcript of the gene mmp15b, whose product is annotated as matrix metallopeptidase 15b. Bases 847 to 2820 code for a protein of 657 amino acids. The record is from RefSeq and is a predicted model, not a curated record. Gene Ontology annotation, cellular component: extracellular matrix. Gene Ontology annotation, biological process: proteolysis; collagen catabolic process; extracellular matrix organization. Gene Ontology annotation, molecular function: metalloendopeptidase activity; zinc ion binding. The transcript has 10 exons. Lineage: Eukaryota; Metazoa; Chordata; Actinopteri; Cichliformes; Cichlidae.